AUGACCGUGACUGAAAUAGGCUGCUGUGGCAUUAAGCCCGGUUUGAGAAUCAUGGACGAAUCGACACCAGAGGGGAAGAUUUACAUGGGAGUCUACAAGAAGUUGAAUGCUUCGCCAGAAGGCCCUCACCGGAUGUAUCUGAGUGUGGAUCUCGACGAGCCGUUCAAGGUGUACAGCCUUUUCGACUGGGACUCUCUCGAACACCACGAAAAGUUUGCCAAUACGUUUGGCGAGGGUGUCCAGGAGGACUUUGGAAAGGUCUUGACCCAUGGCGAAUACACCAAGCACAUCACCCCCACGCCGCCUCUCCAGGAAGCGCUGGAGUCUGCCGUGACUGAUGUGUUCCUCGUGCACUGCCCUUCGGACAUCUCGCCAGACGACAAGGUCACGACUGAGCUUCGUGGGAUUCUGAAAAAGGGGUUCGGUCAGCACGCCGACGUCACUGCAAUCAGCUACGGGUGGGGGGUAGAGAAUGACUUUCCUGUGUACGGAAUAGGCGGAGGAAUGGUUGGGUCGGUGUUCUCAGCGUUUGUUGGAUGGGCCAGCGUUGAGGCGAACACGACGUGUCGCGAGGCGGCUGCUCACACCGCGAUCCAAGAAUCGAUUCGAAGGCUGUAUGGCGUUGAGGCGUUGAAGGUUCUCCGUUCAAGUUGCGCAGUCCUAGAGAGAAAUGAUAAGAGGUGA
Molecule: messenger RNA, 684 nt
Organism: Colletotrichum graminicola M1.001
Lineage: Eukaryota; Fungi; Ascomycota; Sordariomycetes; Glomerellales; Glomerellaceae
Exons: 2
Coding region: 1-684 (227 amino acids)
Source: RefSeq, a predicted model, not a curated record